GUGACGUCAUCCAGGAAGUCUCGACACCUGCUGGUGGAAUACGACGACUCACUCGGUCAGGUGAGUUUGUGUGAUGGCUCUGUUCUGGCUGUAGGGUAGAUGCACGUGGACGAUGUACAUCCUGGUGUCGAAGUUGCUGGGCCUGCUGGUGUUGGUGGCGCUCAUGCUGGCUGGCGUGCUGGUGCCAGUGCGCCUCCUGCUGGCCGACCGUAGCAAGGCGCACAGAUACCGCCGUGCCGUGUCGCUGUGUAACGCCUUCUCGGGGGGCGUGUUCUUGGCCACAUGCUUCAACGCUCUUCUGCCCGCCGUCAGGGCCAAGGCGGAUGACGUGCUACGGCAGCUAAAAGUGGAUGCCGACUAUCCCGUGGCCGAGACGAUGAUGAUGCUGGGCUUCUUCAUCAGCGUUUUGGUAGAGCAGAGCGUGCUGACCUUCAGAAAGGAGACGCCGUCCUUCAUCGACCUGGAGACCUUCAACGGAGGCAGCUCAGAGCCAGGCAGCGACUCGGAGUGCGACGCACCCUUCAUCUCAGCAGUACGCCAUCGCGGCCACCGUCAUGGACACCUGAGCCCCACCCAGCUAGUGGGUGCGGGGCCUCUGCGCCUCGCCAGUCUAGUUCUGGCUCUGUCUGCGCACUCUGUGUUUGAGGGCGUGGCACUCGGCCUGCAAGAGGACGCUGGCAAAUUGGGCGGCCUCCUGCUGGGCGUGGCCGUGCACGAGACCCUGGCUGCCACUGCGCUGGGCAUGAGUGCGGCCAAGGCAGCCCUUGGCAUGAAGGAUGCCGCAAAGAUGGCUGUCGCCGUAAGCCUGAUGAUUCCGCUAGGCGCCGCCAUAGGCGUGGUAGUGAACUCUGCUCAGACGCUGGCAGGAGGCGUGGUCUCUGUGGUAUUGCAGGGGCUCGCCGCCGGAACCUUCCUCUUCGUCACCUUCUUUGAGAUCCUCACGCCAGAACUGGAGCACAAGGCAGACCGCCUCCUCAAAGUCCUCUUUCUCGUUCUUGGAUACGCCGCCCUUGCCGCCCUCGUCUUCAUCAGAUGGUGACACACGCUGAGGUCGGAGGUCAGAGUGCUCGUGUGCGCUUGGUGCUAUACUGAAUGGUGGCGCUGGAAUGGAUAGAACUAGAAUGACAGGUAGAUCUGGAGCGGACAGAAGUACAAUGACCGAUCUGGAACAGAUAGACAUGUAGAUCUGGAACAGAUAGACAUGUAGAUCUGGAACAGAUGGAACUAGAAUGACUGGUAGAUCUAGCUCGGCUAGACCUAGAAUACCAAGUAGAUCCGGAACAGAGAACUAGAAUCAAUUAGAUCGAGAUUGAUUAAGAUAAAGUAAAUGUUUUGUACAUCAUUUUCUUGAGUAAUAAGUAAUUUAUUGCAAAAAAAAGGUUAAACUGAAGUAGGUGAAGAUGGCAUCACGGAGGGCAUCCACUAUCUCGACCUGAUGUCCAUUUUUGUAAACUUCCCUUGCCAUCCAUCCCCAAAUGUUCUCAAUUGGAUGUAGAUCAGGUGAACAUGCAGAAUGGUCCAAAAGAGUGAGCUUGUCGUUUCACCGGCUGGCAUUGUGAACUGCAGCGUUGUCUUGUUGAAAAAGCCAGUCAUUACCACACAGAUGAAGGCUUUCAGUCAGGUGUGAUCAGGUGUGUAUUUUAUAUUAAUAUAUGAACAUCAGCUUUAUGCUCAUGUUGUUUGUCGUAUUGAUAUAUAUAUAUAUAUAUGUUUAUGUGUGUGUAUGUGUAUAUAUCUUAUACAUGUAUAUAGUCAACUCAAACUGCUCAUGACACCAAAGAAAGUUUGAAAAAACAGUAACAAAAUGAAAGUACUCAAUAUUUUUUCUGUCAUACUGCUGUCAUAGGUGAAUAAACAACUAUAAAGUACGAUUUUGACACGCCCCCUCAGCAAGUUUCCUGAACCGCCCCUCUUGGCUGUGAUGUCAUGACCAGAACACGUUCCAGGAAUCAGAUUCAAACAUAUGCAGCAAUGAACUCACAGCAAAGCCAAGAAAGUGACAUAUUGACAACAAUACCACAAUAAUAAGUCACUGAUAUUGUGUUGUGAUGAGUAUGAUACAACACACAAAAAGUGUUGCCACAAGUAUGUUUUUUGUCAGUAAGUGACACUGACGGCUCCAUGGGCACUGCAUAAUAAAAGACCAGUGAGCAGCGAUUGCAAUAGCCCUGGCAUGAAACCCCUUACUAAGAUUGAGAUAAACAACCGAUGUAAACAUUGAUAAACACACGAAAAAAGAUAAGUCUAACAUUCAUAGAAUAGAUGUAGUGUAAAAAAAAAAAAAAGGAUUUACUUACUGAGCCUGACAGACAGGCUAGAAAGACGAGUGGCAGCAACGAUCCAUGUUUAGCUAGCAAUUCAUGUCGAGAACAUUUUCAACCAGGUCCAAACAAACACAGCCAUGAAUGAAUUCACUGAUAUCGUGUUGUGGCAAGUAUGAUAUGUUUUGCUGGCAGUGAUAGCCACUGACAACUCUAUGCACACUGCACAGAGCUGAAGACGAGUGGCAGGGAUUGUUGUUAAGCUAGCACUUUGGCAUGAAAACCAAUGUUAUUAUUGUAUGAUUCGUAGUGACGCUGCAAUCAAAGACGACCCUUUGGAUUUACUUGGCACUGCUUUUCCACAGUCGAACGUCUUGUGGGGUUACGACUUUUUAUUUCCAUCUGCGGAGCAGUAUGAAAACAACUGUCCCUCGAAGUUUGCCGAAAUACCGAAGCAUCUGACGCAGCGAAUGACAUCUUCUGGAAAUGUCAACAAGCUUACGCCGUCUCCUCGCUUGUUCCAGCAAAAGCCUUCAACACAACGAGCGGCCAUAAUAGAAAAACAAACAACAGAAAUUCAUCCAGAACUGGACCACAAUAACCGAGAAAGCGUAACUUCCGGGUGGGAACUUCUGGUGUAAACGUCACUCGCUCCUCCAGUCUACGCAAAAGUGACAAAAAGUGUAAAAAAUGGUAACUAUUUCAACAUUCGAGCACACAUGUAACACAGGAAAUAUGUCUUUCAAUGUUAUUUUUCACAGCGAAAAUAACAAGAUUAACGUGUUUUGGUGUCCUGAUCACUUUAACUUUUGUUACUGUUGUUUUUGUCACUUUCGCUGUCAAUAAAAUGAAACGAAAACAUAAAUUAGGCGGUGAUUACGAUCACGUCCUACUUCACACUGCCCGCACCGGGGAUCGAACGACCACCUAAAUAAUGGGAAGCGAGAGCGGUGACCACACGGCCGAAAAUCCGGAUUGUUCAGCUUAGCUCUCAAGGUAGAGCGAAUGAGGUUUUCCAACGUACACGUGCAGCCUCACAGGCUGGCAUCCGUUACAUUCACGGAACAUUGAAUGAAGCAAGCGGCCAUCACAGACACAAAAGUGUCCUGUAAAAAGUUGAAAUAUAUUUUUUACAGUUAUUGAAGGUCACCUUAUCUUUCCACAUAAAUAACAAUUACAGUCAAACCAUAGUUGUCAUAUAAUUCCGUUUUCUACGAAGGUUUUCACCAAAAUUUUGCCCCAGUUCUCGUACACUGUCUUGGUUAUCAUGCAAUAUUGUGUGUAAGAAUCUGUUGUAGUUUACCCUUUGGUACAUUGAAUCUUGCGGUAUUAAUAAAGAUGUGAACGGACAAUAUUCGCAGCAUUGCUAGUUUAUUCAGCCAUCUUGGAUCACACACCCAACACCACCUGCUAAUACCUAAUUUCUACAACACAGUAUCUUGUAAGGAUGAUAUGAGAAUGUUCAUUUACCCAUUUCUUUUAACAUUUCUAAUUCAUUUGCACUGUUUUCUGCAUACAAAAUUACAAUUAUUGUCGACAAAAUGUUUUUGUGAACAUUUUUGGGUGUCUGGAGCGGAUUCAUUGGAUUGACAUGAUUUCCUACGGGAAAAAUUGCUUCGGUUUUUGUAUGUUUCAGUUUUUGUCUGACCUUUUAGAAUGAAUUAAUCACUAAAACCACCAUUUGUAAUGUUUGUUGUCUGUAAGAGUUGUGACAAUGAAGCUGUCAAUCAACAUGAAGCCAUCUUUCAUUGUUUUGUCCUUUAAGAGACUUUUAAUUUCAAUGUAAGAGCAGGUGCAGCAUUUUCGAUGGGUUCCCUUAGUGA
Messenger RNA from Dunckerocampus dactyliophorus (ringed pipefish), 4084 nucleotides. RefSeq names its product zinc transporter ZIP3-like. The record is from RefSeq and is a predicted model, not a curated record. Gene Ontology annotation, cellular component: plasma membrane. Bases 113 to 1039 code for a protein of 308 amino acids. The transcript is spliced from 3 exons. Lineage: Eukaryota; Metazoa; Chordata; Actinopteri; Syngnathiformes; Syngnathidae. Gene Ontology annotation, biological process: zinc ion transmembrane transport. Gene Ontology annotation, molecular function: zinc ion transmembrane transporter activity.